AUGAACAAAGACUCUCAUACUUUCGACUUGAAGGCCUUGACGUCGAGGCCGUCGAUCUUGAGAUCAAACUCGGCUUACCUCAGUGGAACCAUCUCCAACUCCCGUAUAGUCAAUGUCGAUGAGAAGGGCAACAUUGUUUCAGAGAACAACUCCAUCAUCUCCAUUGAGGAGAACGAAUUGAAGAAGGGUUUGAGAAAUAGACAUGUUCAGUUGAUCGCCUUGGGUGGUGCCAUUGGUACCGGCCUUUUUGUGGGCUCUGGUCUUGUGUUGCAUGAUGUCGGGCCUUGUUCUCUUUGGCUCUCUUAUAUUGUCUUGUCCACUAUUGUGUGGUUUGUCAUGAACAUGUUGGCGGAGAUGGCUGCUUUUCUACCCGUGCCUGGUGCCGGGUCCCAGCAAUUCAUCAAUGACUACACCGACCCUUCUAUCGGAUUUGCUCUUGGUUACAACUAUUGGUAUGGUUUCGCCAUUUUGGUGGCUGCUGAAGUGGUUGCUGCUGCUCUUGUGAUCCAGUACUGGACAACGUCUGUGCACAUCGCUGUGUGGAUAUCUAUUUUAUUAGGUGCGAUGUUGAUAUUGAAUCUCAUGCCCGUCCAGUUUUAUGGUGAAGCAGAAUUCAUUUUUGCAGGGAUUAAGUUACUUGCAAUCACUGGGUUGAUUAUUUUGGGCGUAGUGUUAUUCUUCGGUGGUGGUCCAAAUCACGACAGGCUCGGUUUCCGCUACUGGAAGAAUGGCAACGCAUUGCACCCUCAUUUGACUGGCGGCGAUACCGGACGUUUCUUGGGCUUCUGGACAGCUGUUAUCAAAGCUGGUUACUCUUUCAUCAUGAGUCCUGAGUUAAUUGUCGCUUGCUCUGGUGAAGUCACUAACCCUCGUCGUAUUUUGCCUAAAUGUGCUAACCAGUUCAUUUACCGUUUGGCCUUCUUUUACAUUUUGGGCUCCUUGGUCAUUGGUAUCAUUGCUGAUUCCAACAGUCCUCGUUUGGUUGGCGACUCCUCAGAUGCAUCGGCAUCUCCAUUUGUCCUUGGUAUUCAGAACGCAGGUAUUCCUGUGUUAAAUCAUAUCAUCAACGCUGUUGUGUUGAUCUCAGCAGCCUCCGCUGGUAACUCUUUUUUCUACGCUGGAUCAAGAACAUUGUACUCCCUUGCCUUGAAGGGUUUGGCUCCAAAGGUUUUCACCACCGUCAACAGAUUUGGUAUACCAAUUUAUUGCGUGUUGAUCACAUUUUGCGUCGGAUGCUUGUCUUACUUGAACGUUUCGAGCUCUUCGGCUCAGGUUUUCACCUGGUUUUCCAACAUCACGACGAUUUCUGGUUUCAUCUCCUGGAUUUUCGUUGCCUUUGCUUACACCAGAUGGAGAAAGGCUAUCGUUGUACAGGGUCUUGAAGACAGAGUACCUUACAGAACAAUGUUACAGCCCUAUGGUGCUUACUACAUCAUGUUCAUUGUUGGUUUGAUAACCUUAACCAACGGAUACGCUGUCUUCUUCGAUUUCAAUAUCGGUGACUUCCUCGCCGCCUACAUCACCUUGCCUAUUGUGCUCGCUCUCUAUGUGGUGCACAGAAUCUAUUCAUACUUCUGGGUUGGCCGCAAGAGAUGGCUUAAUCCCUUGGAAUCGUUUGAUUUCAGCAAAUUGGAAUUGGUUGAGGAGGAGCAGAGGAAUACGCCACAGCCUAUUCCCAAGAAUGCUUGGGAAAAAUUCCUCAAUGUCAUCUUUUGA
Candidozyma auris is the source of this 1716-nucleotide messenger RNA. RefSeq lists its product as uncharacterized. Gene Ontology annotation, biological process: amino acid transmembrane transport. Gene Ontology annotation, molecular function: amino acid transmembrane transporter activity. NCBI's taxonomy places the organism in Eukaryota, Fungi, Ascomycota, Pichiomycetes, Serinales, Metschnikowiaceae. Gene Ontology annotation, cellular component: membrane. Bases 1 to 1716 code for a protein of 571 amino acids. The transcript has a single exon. The record is from RefSeq and is a predicted model, not a curated record.